AUGCGUUUCUCCGUCGCUGCUGCUGCUACCGCCCUUGUCGGCUCCGCUAUUGCGGCCGACCAUCUCGUCGUUGUCGGUAACGGAUCGCUCACUUUCGAACCCAACAAUGUCCAGGCCGCCGAGGGUGACACUGUCACGUUCAAGUUCUGGCCCAAAAACCACUCCGUCGCCCAGUCCACGUUCGCCAAUCCCUGCGAGCCCAUGUCAAAUGGCUUCUGGUCCGGCUACGUUCCAUCAACGAGUGGAGCAGCCACGGAGACCUUCAUGGUCGAGGUCACGAAUGCCUCCGCGCCCAUCUGGUUCUACUGCACCCAGGGCCAGCAUUGCACGAGCGGUAUGGCCGGCGCCAUCAACGCUCCUUCCAGCGGCAACACCGCCGACGCCUUCAUUGAGGCGGCCAAGCAGGCCGACAACAUCGCUGAGCCCGCCUCCACGGCCGGUACCGGCGGUAUGCUCAUGAACGGCACCAUGUCGUCGACCGCGUCCGGCUCCGCAUCGACCGCUUCAAGCACCGGCGCGGCGUCUUCGGUCAACGUGAACGGCGGCGUCGUUUUCACCGGCAUGAUGGGCAUGUUCGCCUACCUCCUGAUGUAA
This is a messenger RNA of Trematosphaeria pertusa, 594 nucleotides long. Its product is annotated as Cupredoxin. Gene Ontology annotation, molecular function: copper ion binding; electron transfer activity. The transcript has 2 exons. NCBI's taxonomy places the organism in Eukaryota, Fungi, Ascomycota, Dothideomycetes, Pleosporales, Trematosphaeriaceae. The record is from RefSeq and is a predicted model, not a curated record. Bases 1 to 594 code for a protein of 197 amino acids.